UCUUCCUCCUCCUCGUUGGCGGGGGCGGUGGCGGUGGUGGCCCCGCCGGGGAUCGGAGGUGUCCCCGGCGGGGCGGCUGCGGGAGUGAAGCUAAAGUAUUGCCGCUACUACGCUAAGGAUAAGACUUGCUUCUACGGGGAGGAGUGUCAGUUCCUGCAUGAGGACCCGGCCGCCGGGGCUGCCCCGGGCCUCGGCCUCCAUAGCAACAGCGUCCCCCUGGCUCUUGCGGGCGCGCCCGUGGCCGGCUUUCCGCCCGGAGCUGUCCCGGGCGGGGGAGCUGGGCCACCCCCGGGGCCCAAGAAGCCGGACCUGGGGGGCCCGGGGGCAGGAGCUGCAGCCGGCGGAGGAGGCAGCAGCGGCGGACUCGAUGGGCCACGGCUGGCAAUUCCUGGAAUGGACGGAGGUGCUUUAACUGAUACAAGUCUCACAGACUCCUAUUUUAGCACCAGCUUUAUUGGUGUCAAUGGAUUUGGAAGCCCUGUAGAAACAAAGUAUCCCUUGAUUCAGAGAAUGACUAACAGUAGCAGCUCCCCAAGCCUUCUAAAUGACAGUGCCAAGCCAUAUGCAGGCCAUGGUAGCAGAGAAUUGUCUAGAUUCAGAAGAAUUUAUGGAGAAAAGAUGUUUUGGGUUGGGUUUUUUGAGGGUAAAGAACAUGGAGAAGCAAAGAUACCUAGGCAGAAGCCAAGGAAGUAUCGCCUGGGGAUGCUGGAGGAGAGGCUAGUUCCGAUGGGAUCCAAGGCACGAAAAGCAAAGAACCCCAUUGGCUGCCUUGCUGACAGGUGUAAAUCAGGAGUACCCAUCAAUAUGGUUUGGUGGAACAGAGUCACAGAAAACAAUUUACAGACACCAAAUCCCACCGCAAGCGAGUUUAUUCCUAAAGGAGGAUCAACCUCCAGGCUGAGUAACCUGUCCCAGUCAAAUAUGUCUGCCUUCUCUCAAGUUUUCUCUCACCCAUCCAUGGGAAGCCCUGCUACUGCUGGAUUAGCACCAGGGAACAAGCUACCCUCUGAGUCAGCACUGGACUUGAAGAUAAAUCCUACAAUUCAUGAAACUGACUGA
Molecule: messenger RNA, 1059 nt
Organism: Galeopterus variegatus (Sunda flying lemur)
Lineage: Eukaryota; Metazoa; Chordata; Mammalia; Dermoptera; Cynocephalidae
Product: PAB-dependent poly(A)-specific ribonuclease subunit PAN3-like
Exons: 7
Biological process (GO): nuclear-transcribed mRNA poly(A) tail shortening; mRNA processing
Cellular component (GO): PAN complex; P-body
Molecular function (GO): metal ion binding; poly(A) binding
Source: RefSeq, a predicted model, not a curated record